This is a messenger RNA of Aspergillus pseudonomiae, 332 nucleotides long. RefSeq lists its product as uncharacterized. Bases 70 to 282 code for a protein of 70 amino acids. The record is from RefSeq and is a predicted model, not a curated record. The transcript has a single exon. NCBI's taxonomy places the organism in Eukaryota, Fungi, Ascomycota, Eurotiomycetes, Eurotiales, Aspergillaceae.
GAAAAAAGGGGAAAGUAUGACAGUGUAUAUAAACCCCAAUGAGAACCUGGUCGGGCAGCGCCUCUCGAGAUGAUGGCCCUAUCAGGGCAUCAGCCCAAGCAUGGGGCGGAAGGCGACGAAUCAGGCCAUUGGGGUAUGAAACACGGAGGUUGUUGCCAGACGCUGGAUAGGAAGCUGUUUGGCUCUCUGCAGGCCAAAUCAACAGGCACCGAAGUCAGAAAGCCACAGUCUUUGGUCGAGACCAAUAUGAUAGACGUCCUUGCUGCACCUAUAUGCGAGUAAGUGUGGGACGAAGGCAUCCAUGGCGAUGCAAAGGCGCCAGAUCAGCCAAU